AUGGCAGGAUCCCUCAACCCUUCGUCUGAUCCCAGGGAACAAAUGAACAUCUUAGAGGUCCAUCAGCAAUUGCACUCACAACCAGUGGUGAGUGAACAUCAGUAUCGAGUUCUAAAAGAGAAACUCUCUACAUUGGAGGCUACUGUCUACUCCCUGGACAACCAGCUACAGAAAUCCAAUAAUACCCAUUCCAUUGAAGGCCCUGGCAAGAUUGAGGUCAGCUCUGAAAUUGAACUUCAAGGGCCAAUGAAAGAGAUCGAAGAGUUGAAGGUGAAACUGAAGCAGCUUCGAGAAAAUUUCCCAGAGAUUCAAAAUAAGAUCACUCAGCUCAAGGACAUGACCAUAGGCUGCAAGAAGGAGCUUACCAGACAACACCCAGGAUACUGAAGGCCACAGGAAGACUCAGGGCAACUCUGG
Molecule: messenger RNA, 417 nt
Organism: Tupaia belangeri chinensis (Chinese tree shrew)
Lineage: Eukaryota; Metazoa; Chordata; Mammalia; Scandentia; Tupaiidae
Product: putative neuroblastoma breakpoint family member 5
Exons: 3
Coding region: 1-387 (128 amino acids)
Source: RefSeq, a predicted model, not a curated record